UUCCAGAGGAGAGUGAAACAUUUGAAGGAAAAACUUGUCCAACCUGCUGGAAAUUGAACUACAACAAUGAAUGUGUUCCAGAAACUGACAUAGUGUGCAGGGGGAAAGAUGACCUGUGCUACAGCUACGUGGGUACCUGGCGUGACCAAG
Pelobates cultripes (western spadefoot toad) is the source of this 150-nucleotide messenger RNA. The record is from the annotation of a GenBank genome assembly. Lineage: Eukaryota; Metazoa; Chordata; Amphibia; Anura; Pelobatidae.